This is a messenger RNA of Magallana angulata, 1363 nucleotides long. RefSeq lists its product as uncharacterized. NCBI's taxonomy places the organism in Eukaryota, Metazoa, Mollusca, Bivalvia, Ostreida, Ostreidae. The coding region runs from base 124 to 564 and encodes 146 amino acids. The record is from RefSeq and is a predicted model, not a curated record. The transcript has 3 exons.
AAAUACCAGGAGAUAGAAAUCAUAGAAUGUUUUCAAAGGUAGUGUCUACCAGAAGAACUCAAAGAAUUUUACAAUGAGACAGAGAGUGUCAGUCACAGUGGAAAUCAUCUAAAUGGAGAAGGUAUGGAUUUCAAAGCCAAGGUUGUGAAUAAGAAAGUUCAAGCAUGGAUGCCACUAGGUGUUCCUACUGGAGAGGACUGGCUCCUAGUUACUAGAAACUUGAAUGUAUUUGAACAGCUCCAACAAAACCUCGAAGAAAUGAUGGGCUCUACUGAAUCCUCUGAUGUACCAUCAACAAGGCGAAUGGAUGUAGAAGAGCAAGUUUUUUCAUUUCGAACACUAAUUCGUAGGAAAGUGUAUUUGCUUUAUCGGCGUGAUGCCAGUGCAAACCCGAUCAGCUUAGGUGGAAAACUGUUGAGCAACGAUCAGUUUCACCGAGAAAGCUUUAAGCUUGCGUGCUUCCUCUUUAACAGAUACAUGGGACUAGCUGAAGACUCGGACACCCACAAGAUGUAUGUUUGCGUUACAAAAGAAGAAGAGGCACGUCUUUUGUUGGAAACAUGACUAAAUCACAAAUAGGUGACCUUAUUAAUACUCUUAUUGGGGGCGUACAAGACGAGGACUUGCAUAAUGGACUGUACAUUGAGUAUUCAAGUAUGAAUGUAAUCAGGAUUAAAAGAGAUGAACAAAUUGUGUUUCAUGAUCAAGUGAAGGAUAUCUUACUGGAUCAGAACUUAUGUGACCGUGACUCCGUUCCUCCACAAGUUUUGACCGAUUAAUGGAAUUCCAUAAUUGACACCAUUUUGAGUGACUGUGAUAUACUUUAUGUGAACUAUUUGAAUUGUUCGUUGUUUCUAUAAUAUAUAUCUGUUGCAACAGUAAUGAUUAUGACUUAUAAGAAUUGAUUACAUUUUACGAACAGAAUUUUUGCAUAUGCUGAUUAUAAACAAUCAUUCAAAUAGAAGCAUAUAUAAUUAUAUUGAUGUACUUAAAUUUAUUGUUUGCUGAACCAUGAUAAUUGUUUGCUGAACCAUGAUAAACGUUAAAAUAUGCUUGGUACCAUAUAAAUAGUUUCUUAUAGAUAUAUAAAAGACAUAGAAUUUUUUGAAAUAAAAUAUCAUUGAACAGUCUCUGUUAAACAUAAGAUCGAAGGUAUGUUACUCUUAAUAAAGUCCUCUGUAAAGAAGUGUCUUGUGUAUUUCAAUGGAAUCAAACCAAACAAACGGCAUACGAAUGGUGCAUUCUUCUUAGGCCAGGGAUGGUUUUUCGGGAGGCAGGUAACAUACAUUGAAGAAUAGCACAGUCCAGUACAGGUAACCCAUCGUUUUCUAAUCUUCAUGGGAAAGAGAGCAAAACGAGUAGA